This is a messenger RNA of Juglans microcarpa x Juglans regia, 945 nucleotides long. RefSeq lists its product as uncharacterized. Gene Ontology annotation, biological process: DNA integration. The record is from RefSeq and is a predicted model, not a curated record. The transcript is spliced from 3 exons. Gene Ontology annotation, molecular function: nucleic acid binding. Bases 1 to 945 code for a protein of 314 amino acids. NCBI's taxonomy places the organism in Eukaryota, Viridiplantae, Streptophyta, Magnoliopsida, Fagales, Juglandaceae.
AUGGAUUUUGUAAUUGGAUUACCAAGGACCUCAAAGGGAAACAACUCUAUUUGGGUCGUGAUCGAUCGUUUGACGAAAAGUGCCCACUUUCUGGCAAUUAAGAAUACCAACCCCAUGGAGAAGUUGACUCGGCUGUUUGUUGCUGAAAUAGUGCGGUUACAUGGAGUCCCAAGGACGAUUGUAUCUGAUAGGGUUACACGUUUCACUUCUCGUUUCUGGCAAAGCCUUCAAGACACACUAGGCACAAAGCUGAAGUUUAGUAGUGUCUAUCACCCUCAUACUGAUGGGCAGACUGAACGGACGAUUCAGACCCUAGAGGACAUGCUAAGAGCUUGUGUUUUGCAAGAGAAGGACGAAUGGGAAAAGCUCUUACCAUUAAUAGAAUUUGCCUACAAUAAUAGCUUCCAAGCCACCAUCCAAAUGGCACCCUACGAAGCGUUAUAUGGAAGGAAGUGUAGAUCUCCCUUAUACUGGGACGAAAAAGGGAAGUUAAAUCCAAGAUACGUGGGACCAUAUGAGAUUCUGGAGAAAGUAGGAGCAGUCGCUUACAGGCUAGAGCUUCCCACUGAAUUGCAAGGAAUCCACAAUAUUUUCUAUGUAUCUUCUCUUAAGAAGAGUUUCAAAAAGCAAAUUCCAACCGUUGUUGACACGAGGGAUAUUUCACUUCAACCCAACCUAACCUACAAGGAAGUUCCAAUUCAGAUCAUUGAUUGGAAGGAUAAGGAACUACGAAAUCAUAAAAUCCUUUUGGUUAAUAUUUUGUGGCGAAAUCAUGAUGUUGAAGAGGCCACAUGGGAAAAAGAAGCUGACAUGAGAAGCAAAUACCCUUUUUUGUUUGGCAUUUGUGACAUGGCUGGUGACGACAAGACCACCUGUCAGAUGUAUAUGGCUCACAACCGACUUCGGAAGCUGAGAGCGGAGCAGACAGGAGAUGGAGACACUUAG